Mesorhabditis belari is the source of this 528-nucleotide messenger RNA. The record is from the annotation of a GenBank genome assembly. NCBI's taxonomy places the organism in Eukaryota, Metazoa, Nematoda, Chromadorea, Rhabditida, Rhabditidae.
AUGUCUCGAAACAUCAUUCAAAAGCCGGAUACAGCAAUGAAACGCGCUGAUGAGCUGAUCGCUGUUGGGAAGGAACAAGCAGCUCUCGAUGUUCUUCAUGACACAAUAAAGGCACGACGGCCAAAGAUUUGGUCGCAAACCUACGAGGAAAUGAUGCGGAAGCAUCUUGAACUGUGCACCAGCCUUCGAAAGCCGCAUAUAGCAAAGGAUGCACUCUUUCAAUUUAAAGCCAUGACUCAGCAGACUGCAGUCAGCUCGCUCGAGAAGGUGAUCAACCACUACUUGUUUGUGGCUGAGCAACGAGUAGAGGAGGCUCAAAAGAUGUCAAUCGAUAAAGCCGGCGAAAUCGACGAUCUCGAUCAGGGCGAAACUCCAGAACAUUUACUGAUGGCAGUAGUCUCAGCAGCAGCUACUCAAGACCGAAUGGAUCGAGCCGUGUUGGCACCUUGGCUUCGCUUCUUGUGGGACAGCUUCAGGAAUUGUCUCGAGUUGCUUCGAAAUAACUGCCAGGUUGAAUUUUGGGUUCAA